Panicum hallii is the source of this 3011-nucleotide messenger RNA. Its product is annotated as putative disease resistance RPP13-like protein 3. Gene Ontology annotation, biological process: defense response to other organism. Gene Ontology annotation, molecular function: ADP binding. The transcript has 8 exons. Lineage: Eukaryota; Viridiplantae; Streptophyta; Magnoliopsida; Poales; Poaceae. The record is from RefSeq and is a predicted model, not a curated record. Bases 1071 to 2876 code for a protein of 601 amino acids.
CAGUGAGAAAGAUAUGCACAAGGCAAGAGGUUGUGAGUUGGAUACUUUCAUGGUGGACAUAGACCAUGCGCCAAAGGCGCUGCUUUGAAUUCCAACACCACCAUGCGCCAAGGUCUGUUACAGAGUUCACAGGCGCUGCUUUGUUUUCCAACACCACCAGAUCUUCCUGCGACUUUGAUGCUUUUCUUCACCGGGAGGUCCCGUGCUAGUUUCUUCUCUCGUCGGUCCAGCUCGUUCCACACCUUCUCCUUGUUUUCCCUUCAGCCGUAGGUGCAGGUUCGGCAGCCUUGUUUCGUCUGGACUGCAAAGCUCGAUCGAGUCUCAGGGGCAGGGCAGCAGCUGCAGCGGCCGACUGCUCUCUCCCACGACUGCCAGCUCAUGCUCAUCUGAUUUGGAUGCAGAUCCUGUGCUGAUCGAUAUCCGACUUCACUCUCACGACCAUCAUUUCCAUCAAAGAAAAUUUGUAUUUGGUAACACUCAAUGUUGGAGAAAUGGCCUUCUACCCACCAUAUUUACGAGAAAUUAAAUUGUAUCUGUUCUGUAGUGCAGGUCUUGCUGCAAUUAUCUCCACCACUCGGAAUGACGGAAUCCAGUGUAGGAUCCAGUGCAGUCGUCAGGCCUGGCGUCUUGACUCGGUGGUCGUCUCCCCUAUCCACACUCUCCUUGGCUUAUGGUGAUCAAAGGAAGCCUUCCUGCAUUAUUGCCAUUGCCUCCCCAACUGUCCUCACCCUCCCUCGAUCGCUGCACUCUCAUUCAUCAGUCUUCACAUCUAGGUCAUUUCUUUCACAUACGCGUGCAGUCUCUGUCUUGGUGAUAAAACGAACUGAGGAACCACUACAACAGGACGAGAGACAGGGACUCCCUCUGUUCAACCUUCUCGCUCCUCAGUCUUCACAUCUGGUUUCGGGUCCUAUUCGGAUUUAUCCCAUGACCGCCGUUCAGCUCUCGAUUCUUGAAUGAUCGUCUUCCGGGCUGGCUAAGGUAAUGACUUGCAUGCAUUUCCUGCCUAGCUUGCUUUGUCUGGGGGUCGGAAUUUAGUGGACAUUAAAACCAGGGCAAGCCACAAGGGAAUGCUCGAGCAAGUGAGCAUGGAGGUCGUCACGGGCGUGAUAGGCUCCCUCCUGUCCAAGCUAGGGGGCCUGCUCAAGGAGGAGUACAAUCUGCAGAAGAGCGUCAGGGGUGAGAUCAUGUUCCUCAAAGCAGAGUUUGAGAGAAUGCAGGCUGCACUACUCAUGGUCUCCGAAGCACCGAUGGAUCAGCAACCUAGCAUCCUUGUCAAGCUUUGGGCAAGGGAUGUCAGGGAACUGUCCUACGAUGUCGAGGAUAAGGUUGAUACUUUCAUGGUGCGCAUAGACCGUGCGCCAAAGGAGCUGCAUGGUCUCAGGGGCUUCAUCGACAGAAGCCUCGACCUCUUGACCAAGGCCAAGAUCCGCCACAAAUUAGGCACCCAGAUUAAAGAUCUCCGGAGCAGCAUCGAGGAAGUGAGCGAACGCCGUGAUAGGUACAUGGUUACUCAGGUUGCCAAGCCUGCGGAUGUACCUGUUCAGAACCUUCGUCUAUCAGCUAUGUAUAAAAAGGUAGAUGAGCUCAUUGGCACUGAAGAGAAGUGCGAUGAGUUUAUUGGUAGGCUAAUAGAGGAGAAGGAUGAGCCAUCGAAGAAACAGCUCAAGACAGCUAUUGUUGGUUUCGGGGGAUUAGGCAAGACGACACUUGCUAAGGUGGCGUAUGACAAGCUUAAAGAGCAAUUUGAUUGUGCGGCCUUCAUUUGUGUGUCUCUAAAUCCCAAUAUAGAGAGGAUUUUCGUUAAGAUGCUCCGUCAGCUAAUGAAAGAUGAUAAAUAUGAAGCAACUUGUGACACAGCACAGCUUAUCAAUGAUGUAAGAGCAUUUCUUCAGAAUAAGAGGUAUCUCAUUGUUAUUGAUGAUAUAUGGAAAGCUUCCGUGUGGAAGAUAAUCCAAUAUGCGUUAACUGAAAAUGAAUGUGGAAGUAUCAUAAUUUCAACAACUCGCAAUCUUGACGUUGCCAAAAAAAUCGGUGGUGUCUAUCACCUACAACCUCUUUCUCUUGCUGACUCCAGAAAGUUAUUCAACCUUAGAAUAUUCGGCACUGAAGAUAAAUGUCUUUCCAAUGAAUUGGCUGAAGUAUCUACAGAGAUUUUACGAAAAUGUGGAGGCUUACCUCUAGCUAUCAUUACGAUAGCCAGUACGCUGGCCAAUAAAAAGGGAAUGGAAAAUAUAUAUCAAUACUGGUCCAAGGUGUGCAAAACUCUAGGUUCUGGGCUGGAAGAUAGUCCUGAUGUAGAGGAUAUGAGAAGAAUACUAUCAAUUAGUUAUUAUGACCUGCCUCUACAUCUGAAAAAUUGCAUGUUGUAUUUAGGUUCAUAUCCAGAAGAUUAUGAGAUAAGCACAAAAGAUUUAAUAUGGAAAUGGAUGGGUGAAGGGUUCAUCCUCAAAGAACAAGGGAGGUCCUUUUAUGAGGUAGGUAAGGAUUAUAUCGAUGAGCUAAUCAACAGAAGUAUGAUCCAGCCAUCACGUACCCACCCUGACAGCAAGAAGGCAGUUGAGUGUCGAGUACAUGAUAUGGUACUUGAUCUCAUCACACGAUUGGCAAAUGAGGAUGGUUUCAUGGCAACAAUACAUUACCAUCAGCCCAGGUGUCAACAAGAAAGGAUACAUCGAUUGUCCCUCCAAACCAGCAAUGAAGAGGAUGUCAAGCAGUUAUCAGCUGCAAACUUAUGCCAUCAAGUGGACAAUAGGUGCUUCAAGGAAAUCUGCAAUUUGAUUCACCUUAGGUACUUGGGACUAAGAUAUGCAGGUAUUGCUGAGAUUCCAAAAGAGAUCCAGAAGCUACAGCUUUUACAGAUGCUAGACAUAUAAGUUUUACUGGAAUACACGAGCUGCCAUCAACCUUUGUUCUACUACAAAAAUUGGUUCGCUUAUGUGCUGACACUCUGUAUAGAGUGCCGGUUGGGUUCGGGAACCUCAAGUCACUGCAACUGUUGGAUGUUCCUU